GCCUGUGAGAUGUACCAACACCUCCAAAACACACCUGAUGAAACUUACCUCCAGUUAAGCACCAUGUUAGAGAGACACCGCAUCCGGUCCCUGACCAGCUUGACUAAACACGACGACCCUACAACGAUGCAAACUCUCCUCUAUGCUCAGGUGACUCACUUCAUAAGAAACAACCCCACACUCCAGGGGGGCUCCUGCACUCUCUCCGACUUUGAGAUCCAUUGCAAGGCAAAUAACGUUAAAACCAAACAGCUUUCGACAUUCUAUAAGCUCCUAGGAUCUGACCACCACAACACACUACCAAAAUUCACAGACUCAUGGUCCACAGACCUAGGUAUUUAA
This is a messenger RNA of Pelobates cultripes (western spadefoot toad), 342 nucleotides long. Lineage: Eukaryota; Metazoa; Chordata; Amphibia; Anura; Pelobatidae. The record is from the annotation of a GenBank genome assembly.